GUUCUCUUUUGUUUUUUCAUGCUCGAUGUAGGAAUUCCUACGUGCGCGUGAGGGCGGGGUUUCCGUCAGCCACGUAAACACCGACUUCACGCGCAGAGACAGAGAGCGAGCGCUCGUGCACAGCACACCAUUAGUGUCGUGUGAUUACCGGAUCAAUAAGAACCUUAGUGACAGCACGCGCAUCGGUGCUCACAGACACAGCGGGACAGUGUGCACGCGGAAAUCUGUUCUCUCUCUCUCACACACACACACACACACACACACACACACACUCCGCGCGGACCAGCUCGGACCUCCUGCACGGUGUCGGUAUUUCAUUAUCUUCAUACUCGGUUUGUGUUGUGAUUUUUUUUUCCAUUUCCGGUUCUGUUUAUUAACGCGCGCGAGGAUGAACGUGUUUCGCCUGGCCGGUGACGUGUCGCAUCUGUUGGCCAUCAUCAUCCUCUUCAUGAAGAUCUGGAGGACCAAGUCCUGCGCAGGUAUCUCAGGAAAGUCCCAGGUGCUCUUCGCGUUGGUCUUCACCACCAGAUAUCUGGACCUGUUCACCGUCUUUAUCUCUCCAUACAACGCUAUCAUGAAGGUGGUGUUUCUGGUGCUAGCCUACGCCACGGUGUAUCUGAUCUACAUGCGCUUCAGGAACACGUACGACAGUAAGAACGACUCGUUCCGUGUGGAGUUCCUGUUAGUUCCUGUUGCUGGUCUCUCCUUCCUCGAGAACUAUGCCUUCACCCCACUGGAGAUCCUGUGGACGUUCUCCAUCUACCUGGAGUCGGUGGCCAUCUUGCCCCAGCUCUUCAUGAUCACGAAGACGGGCGAGGCAGAGUCCAUCACUACACACUACCUGUUCUUCUUAGGGCUGUACCGCACCCUCUACCUGGCCAACUGGGUCUGGCGCUACCACACAGAGGGCUUCUUCGACCAGAUUGCUGUCGUCUCCGGAGUGGUCCAGACCAUCUUCUACUGCGACUUCUUCUACCUCUACUUUACCCGGGUGAUAAAAGGAAGUGGGAAGAUGUCUCUGCCGAUGCCCAUCUGAAGACCAGCUGCAGCUCCGCCCCCAUGUGUUUUUCCUGCAUCAGCGUUUCUCCACCAACUUCAACUCAUCUGAUAGUUUAAAGGAAAUACAGUAACUUUUUAUAGAAACUACAAACCCCAGCUGUGCAGCUCAGCCGCCAUGUUGGAGGAAAAACACACACACACACACACACACACACACACACACACACACACACACGUGCCUUAAUGUACAGAGUAAUGAUUUCAUACUAAAACGCCUUACUGAUACUCCUGAAGCAAACAGCACACAUGCUAAUGUCUUCCUCCACCACCCUGUCCCUGUGCGUGUGUGCGUGCGUGCGUGUGUGCGCGUGAGAGCAUGUGCGUGUGUGUGCGUGUGCGCGCGUGUGGGUGGGUGUGUGCGCGUGAGAGCAUGUGCGUGUGUGUGUGUAUUGUCCUGUGAGUGCCAAGAAGGGAUCAACUCUACAUUUCCCUCUACAGAUGUAAUGAGUGGCUGAGCAGAUGUUUUCAGUCCGUCAGGAUCAGAUGCUGAUGUGAUGGAAAAAGUCUGAUCUGUACUCAGUUCUGUAGCAGGUCCCGGACCCACCUCAGCUCAUAGGGUUUGAUUAUUGUAGCACUGAUGUCUGUCACCUGGUUAGAAAAUCUGAUCUGAUCUGAUCCGGUACUGAUUCAGAGUGUGAGCUCAGCGUCUGGACUAAUCAGAGCGUUACAUUUCAGAACCUGCAUUCUACUCUGGAUCUCUCUCACUGAUCAGUUUACUGUAAUCCAAAGGAUCGUAACUGAUCAAAUACAGAGCAGGUGGGGCACUCGGACUGUUUACUGUGUGUGUGUGUGUGUGUGUGUGUGUGUGUGUGUGUGUGUGUGUGUGUGUGUGUUCUACAAAUUUGAGUGUGUAAAGGAGUGUAAACACACAGUCUCCCUCCCAAAGACUUCAUCGGCAGUGUUUUUUCUAAUGAGUGCUUGUUUUUCAUUUCUGAGUGUGUUUUGUAAAAUAUGUAUGGUCAAUAAACGAUAGACUGAUAGACUGGG
Silurus meridionalis is the source of this 2046-nucleotide messenger RNA. RefSeq names its product KDEL endoplasmic reticulum protein retention receptor 3 (gene kdelr3). The transcript has 5 exons. Bases 389 to 1036 code for a protein of 215 amino acids. The record is from RefSeq and is a predicted model, not a curated record. Gene Ontology annotation, molecular function: ER lumen protein retrieval receptor activity. Gene Ontology annotation, cellular component: cis-Golgi network; endoplasmic reticulum; membrane. Gene Ontology annotation, biological process: protein retention in ER lumen; endoplasmic reticulum to Golgi vesicle-mediated transport. Lineage: Eukaryota; Metazoa; Chordata; Actinopteri; Siluriformes; Siluridae.